AUGGAGGUAGCCCAAGCAAUUUUCCGUACUGCCACUCCGUUCAGAGCACCCGUACCAAAAACCAACGUACCUAUUGCAUUAUGCACUGCCGGCUACGUACCUGACAGCCACCAUAGGCACAGCCAGUCAGUACCAACCGUCCUUGGAAAGUUUGAUCCACUUGAAUGCGUCGUUAGUCGCCACACCGCCCUGGGGGUACGUGGUCGGCAAGUACAGCUCGCGCAGCGGCUGGGCGAGGACAGGUCCAACCUCGACAUGACUGCCGCGUACUGCGAAACCAGCGGAAUGCAUGCAGGCUGCCAGCGCCAGGAAAAGCCAAGCCAUGCUCCAGGUGAUUGUAUGUUUCUUUCUGCCACGGCAGCCGUCGCCAGCCAGUCAAGGCCCGUCGACAAUCCGGGGUGCCAGACAAGCCAGGCCUCCCUUCCCGUUGCGACGGCGCUCCAAAUCGUCUGCCGCCUGCAGCAUCGACGAACAGAGAUAGAGAGUAGGGCGUGCCAGAAGACCAUCGCCAGACUCUCAUUCGCUGCUGGCGCCAACACAAAGUCUCGCCUGCCAGGUACGGGUACCAGCAGCGCUGGCCAGCCGCCAGAGACUCUGGCCUCACUGAGUUGGGCCUGCAUUUGCAUUAUCGGUUAUCCAAGUGUUCCCUUGGACAGUGUACGCGGUGCCGGAAUGAGCCACCGUGUGGAUAUUGUCAGGGGGGAAAAGAGGUCCUUUCUCUACAUGUUAUGUUACGCUCUCAGUGGACUUCCAUUGAUCAUCUGGAUAUCUCGACUGAAUGGACGUGCCUGUUAUGGCUUAGCUUCCAAAGAUAGAGUGGCAACGCAACGGUCUUCUCGGAAAACGUGGACCUGGAUCAUGGCUGAAGAAUAUCGUUAUUUGGCCAUUUGGUCAUUUGGCCGUGGACCGAAAUUGGAGUGCAUUGCCGCGGUACGGAUACAGCCUACAGGCCACGUCCACGAUCCCCAGUUGCCCAGUCCUAUGACUCCCGUCCCAACAAAAAGUCUCGGUGGAUAUAGAGGUAGAGUCAAGAACCGAACACUCAUACGGAGUCUACCUAGAGGUAUUACUUUGUACCCGAUUGAGAGCAUUACUGGCCGACCGUUACCCAACGGUGCUCUCAACCCCUCCGUUACAUCAGCACGCCAGCCGACAACGCCAGCUGUUUACCUCGUACAAUCUCACGACUGGAUUCCUUGGGCUUCUAUGGGACAGAAGUAUAAUCGCGCCCGCUCGACAUUGGUUAUCGCGUCGCAGACCUGUUCAAAGCAUCCUUACUGUCAAUCCCGUCCCGUAUCUUGUUCGCACAACCAGUGUUAUCUGUUCACUGGCGCUCCUCUGAACUCUCUUAUCCAUGCUUUGCAAGAGUUCCCCAGAGUUUCCCACGAACUUGGGAGGUCCCCAAGCGCCGCCGGCCCUGUGCCACAAAUCCUUCUCCAUCGACUUUCCAGAACUAGAAAACGGGCUUUCAUGGGUCCUUUCCUAAUUGAUGACCCGUGGGCCUUUGAUACGGGUGGGACAUUGCUUCUGCGGAGAGCUUUAUCUUGCAUUAUCGUACGGAUAGAUGAGGCAGCUAUCUUUCGCGGUUCCUCUUUUCGGUUCACUCUUAAUCUUGGCCCUUCGCAACAUGGCGACAUUGAAACCUUGAACCCGCCCACCCCUUGCUUCGUAUCGAUAAUUUGGCCCAGUCCGAGUGCUCCCACAAGGCCACCUCACCUCGAAGGCUGGACCCCAAAGAGGCCCUACAAAGUACACACCUUGGCUGAUGCCGAUCACGGCCGCUCCUCGAGAGUGUUUCAGAGGUUGACGCUCUUCGUCAUCCCCUCAUUAACCCAGAUUGGUUCUUAUGAAAAGGUUCGUAGGAAGUAUGGGCACCUCGGGAAGCGAACAAGUGUACAGUCCCAGCCGCUCAAUGGUUCGGCAGACCGGGCUGACGGUGAUGAAGGCGCGGAUAAUCAUGUAAAGUCGGCGUUCGUGUGCUUCUCACGAGUCACCACGCAUUUCCACGUCCCCGGUGCCACUCUGUUCCCCAACGACUCGGUCGUAAAUAUCCCCCGCCACCAGAAAUCGAUCCCCACUAUCCACGAGAGAGACGUAGGAACCCACGAAAGCCUCAAAGCCGUAGUACGCUCAUUACUGCAGGCAAUUGGGGGGGCUUCUGAUUACAAUGUCUCGCUUCAAUGUUUGAUGGACCUCCAUGGCUUGUCUCGUCUUGCCGUCCUAUCUGGCGAUACAUGGGCCAAAAUGGCUACAGGAAACUGA
This is a messenger RNA of Colletotrichum lupini, 2262 nucleotides long. RefSeq lists its product as uncharacterized. NCBI's taxonomy places the organism in Eukaryota, Fungi, Ascomycota, Sordariomycetes, Glomerellales, Glomerellaceae. The record is from RefSeq and is a predicted model, not a curated record. The coding region runs from base 1 to 2262 and encodes 753 amino acids. The transcript has 18 exons.